AAAAAAAUCAAAACAUGGGAAAAACUUUACCUGCAGAUUAAUAAAACUAACAGCAGUCCUGCUUUCAUCAAACCAAUAACUAGCUAAUAGAGCAAUGCAAUUGUGUUAUUUGUGUAAUAAAAUGCUGCCGCACUCAGGGGUAUUAGCCUAGCAACCCAGGCGUUUUGCCUCCCUGCAGCCCCUCCUGUGACCAGAGGGAAUAAGAAGAGAUGUAAACAAGUGUGCAGAUAACGUAGAUGUUUCUCCCCAGCAGCAAACUUCAACUCUGAACGUAACCUACAGCCUCGGGCGGUUCGCUCAACGGCACUCAAAGGGGACAGCGUUUAGACGCCGACGAUCGGCAACUGCCAACAUCUCUGAGGAAUCUACCUUCUGUUCGCCUGACUUUCUGCUCUUUAAUCGCACUUCUUCUGCAGGAAACUGUCUCUGAGGGGGAGGAGCCUCCUCGUAGCGUUUCUCUCCAGAGCAUGAACCAGGUGUCUGACAUAGGAGCUACGCCUUCACAGCAGCAGCUGCACUGCAGACAAGAGGCCUUACACGCCGACAGAAGCGACUAAACCAGAGACCUACGACCAGAGCCGAGACGAACCGAUGGAAGAGAAGCGAGGAGAAAUUAGACAAGCAAGCCUCGCUCUCCUGUGAAGCCACCAGAGACGCGCCUCCUCCUGGAGCGGCGGCGAGUCGCGGCGUCAUGUCGUCGAUUCCAGCCCGGCUGAUGGGAAAGCCGAGUCCGAAGGGGGAGCAGUCCACUUUGACCCUGACCCUGGCCAUGCUGUUUUUCCUCAUAAGCAAACAGAUGGGAAAGCAAUCCAACUCUUUGUUUGUCGCCUUGAUGAAACUUCUGUUCAGACUUCUAAUAGAUUACCUGGGCGGCAGCGCCGUCAGCUACUUUCUGAAGAUCUGACAGCCGUCGGGACGUCCCGUUUCGCUGCUCCGACUAACUUCCAGUGAGAUUAAUAUCAAGUAGCAGCCCGACGCGCCAAUCACAGCCCAGAGGGUUUGGUCCUUUCCCAAAUGCAGGAAGAUGUCCGUAGCCGAGCUAAGCUGAAGUUGCUGCGCGGUCGGCCAAGGCCAUGAGUGACCAGGUUUUCCUGCUUAACGCUCCAAGAGGACUCAAAAAUGCCUUCAAGCAGAACGGACGACAGAUGCUCCACCAGACGUUGGGAAGAUGCUUGUCGAGCAUUUUCGGAGGGGCACAAUAUGCCGGCAACAGAAAGACCACUCCCUCCAGUGACACCCCUGCACUCUGGUCUGAAAGCCGUACCAGCCUCCAUCAGCUCCCUUCACCAGAGCCCGUUCAGGCCCCCGCCAGUACUGGCAAGCCUGUUGGCUCCUCUUGCGGGCUCCUUGGGGCCAGCAGUACUAUUCAGGGCUCAGAUGGCUCUGGUUCUGGUGUCAGCCCAGUCCUUGCGUGGCAUGCCGCCAUUAAUGCUGCGCGACAAGCACAAGAUGAUGUUGAAAUUCCCGAGAAGGACUCAGGUCCCGCAGUUUGCACUUCUGGACCAGCUCCUGUUGGCUCGCUUGCACAGAGGAAGCGGCAGCAGUAUGCCAAAAGCAAAAAGCAAGGAGGAUCCACCAACAGUCGGCCACCCAGAGCCCUGUUCUGCCUCACCCUCAACAACCCGAUCCGCAGGGCCUGCAUCAGCCUGGUGGAAUGGAAACCAUUUGAUGUCUUUAUACUCCUGUCUAUUUUUGCCAACUGUGUGGCCUUAGCCAUCUACAUCCCCUUUCCUGGAGAUGACUCCAAUUCUACUAACCAAGAACUGGAAACAGUAGAAUAUGCCUUCCUGAUCAUUUUUACUAUAGAGACAUUUCUGAAGAUUAUUGCCUAUGGCUUGGUCAUGCACCAAAACUCCUAUGUCCGAAAUGGAUGGAACAUGUUGGACUUUGUCAUCGUCAUAGUAGGAUUGUUCAGUGUUGUCCUGGAAAUGAUAACCAAAGACGCUGACUCCGGAGGGCAGACUGGAGGCAAACCAGGGGGGUUUGACGUGAAGGCCCUCAGAGCCUUUCGCGUGCUACGACCUCUUCGCCUUGUUUCUGGAGUUCCCAGUUUACAGGUGGUUUUAAAUUCCAUAAUUAAAGCCAUGGUCCCCCUCCUUCACAUUGCUCUGCUGGUCCUCUUUGUAAUCAUCAUCUACGCCAUCAUCGGCCUGGAGCUCUUCAUUGGGAAGAUGCACGCUGCAUGCUAUGUGAUAAAAACAGGAGCCCUCGCAGAAGAGGAGCCUGUUCCAUGCGCCGUCUCAGGGCACGGUCGCCGUUGCCUGGUCAAUGGCACCAUUUGCAGGGAGGGCUGGCAGGGCCCCAACAAUGGCAUCACCAACUUCGACAACUUUCUGUUCGCCAUGCUAACCGUUUUCCAAUGUAUCACCAUGGAAGGCUGGACCGAAGUUCUCUAUUGGAUGAAUGAUGCAAUGGGCUUUGAGCUGCCGUGGAUCUACUUUGUCAGUCUGGUCAUCUUUGGAUCCUUCUUUGUUCUGAACCUGGUCUUGGGAGUGUUGAGUGGAGAGUUUUCCAAAGAGCGUGAAAAGGCCAAAGCUCGAGGUGACUUCCAGAAGCUGCGCGAGAAGCAGCAGCUGGAGGAGGACCUGAAGGGCUACCUGGACUGGAUCACGCAAGCCGAGGACAUCGACCCUGAGAACGAGGAGGAGGGGGACGAGGAGGGCAAGCGCAAUCGGGUCACACUGGCUGACCUCACUGAGAAGAAGAAAGGGAAGUUUGGCUGGUUCUCUCAGUCCACAGAGACACAGGCGAGCAUGCCCACGAGUGAGACAGAGUCAGUGAACACAGAUAAUCAUAAUGGAGAAGAGGGCAAAUCUCCGUGCUGUGGGCCGCUGUGUCAGAAAAUAACUAAAUCAAAGUGCAGUCGUCAGUGGCGACGGUGGAACCGCUUCUGCCGCAGGAAGUGCCGGGCGGCCGUGAAAUCUGUGACGUUUUAUUGGCUGGUCAUCAUCCUGGUGUUCCUCAACACCCUCACCAUCGCAUCCGAGCACUACAACCAGCCGGAGUGGCUAACUGAAGUACAGGAUGUAGCUAACAAGGUUCUUUUGGCCUUGUUCACUCUGGAGAUGCUUGUGAAGAUGUACAGUUUGGGGCUACAGGCCUACUUCGUGUCGCUGUUCAACCGCUUUGACUGUUUUGUGGUGUGCGGCGGCAUCGUGGAGACCAUCCUGGUGGAGCUGGCGAUCAUGUCCCCCCUGGGGAUCUCAGUUUUACGCUGCGUACGCCUCCUCAGGAUCUUUAAAGUCACACGUCACUGGGCAUCUCUCAGCAACCUGGUGGCCUCCCUGCUCAACUCCAUGAAGUCCAUCGCCUCCCUGCUGCUGCUGCUCUUCCUCUUCAUCAUUAUUUUCUCGCUGCUUGGCAUGCAACUGUUUGGGGGAAAAUUCAACUUUGAUGAGACGGUGACCAAAAGAAGCACGUUUGAUAACUUCCCGCAGGCCCUGCUCACUGUGUUUCAGAUCUUAACGGGUGAAGACUGGAACACGGUUAUGUAUGACGGCAUCAUGGCCUACGGUGGUCCGGCCUCCUCUGGAAUGGUGGUCUGCAUUUACUUCAUCAUCCUGUUCAUCUGUGGAAACUACAUUCUACUGAACGUGUUCUUGGCCAUUGCUGUGGAUAAUCUGGCUGACGCAGAGAGCCUAAACACGGCACAGAGAGAGGAAGAGGAGGCCAAAAAGAGAAAGAACAGCAUAAAGGAAACAAAUACAGAGAAGAAAAGAGUUGAAAUAACAGAGGACGGUGAAACAAAGAUGCCGACAGAGGCCUUGCUAGAGGGUGACAAAGAGUCGUAUCCUCCCAUCGACUCACCAGGUGGUGAUGAAGAUGAUGAUGAUGAUGAUAAUGAGAACCUCCCUGAAGCCCCCCCAGGACCCCGGCCCCAGCGGCUCUCUGAACUCACCAUGAAAGAGAAGAUCCCACCUAUCCCAGAGGGCAGCGCGUUUUUCAUCUUCAGCAGCACCAACCCGUUUCGCGUGCUCUGCCAUAAGCUCAUCAACCAUCAGAUCUUCACCAACCUGAUCCUUGUCUUCAUCAUGCUCAGCUCUGUUUCCCUAGCUGCCGAGGACCCCAUCCGCAACUUCUCUGCUCGCAACAUUAUACUUGGUUAUUUUGACUAUGCUUUCACCGCAAUCUUUACUGUUGAGAUCCUGUUGAAGAUCCUAGGCUAUGCAGACUAUGUCUUCACUAGUAUGUUUACAUUUGAGAUCCUUGUUAAGAUGACGGCGUUCGGCGCGUUCCUUCAUAAAGGGGCGUUCUGCAGGAACUAUUUCAACCUAUUAGACCUGCUGGUUGUCGGCGUGUCUCUCGUGUCCUUUGGUAUUCAGUCCUCUGCUAUCUCAGUGGUGAAGAUCCUCCGUGUUUUGCGAGUCCUCCGUCCGCUGAGGGCCAUAAACAGGGCCAAGGGACUCAAGCACGUGGUGCAGUGCGUAUUUGUGGCCAUCAGGACCAUCGGCAACAUCAUGAUUGUCACCACACUCCUGCAGUUCAUGUUCGCUUGUAUCGGCGUGCAGCUCUUCAAGGGUAAAUUCUACCGAUGCACAGAUGACGCAAAGUCCAGCCCGGAUGAGUGCAAGGGAACAUACAUUCUUUACAACAACGGGGACACGGCACUGCCCAUGGUGAAGGAGAGGAUCUGGUACAACAGCGACUUCAACUUUGACAACGUCCUCAUGGCCAUGAUGGCCUUGUUCACCGUCUCCACCUUUGAGGGAUGGCCCACUCUGCUGUACAAGGCCAUCGAUUCUAACAGGGAGAACAUGGGCCCCAUCUACAACUACCGCAUUGAGAUCUCCAUCUUCUUCAUCAUCUACAUCAUCAUCAUCGCCUUCUUCAUGAUGAACAUCUUUGUUGGUUUCGUCAUUGUUACCUUUCAGGAGCAGGGUGAGAAGGAGUACAAGAACUGCGAGCUGGACAAGAACCAGCGUCAGUGUGUGGAGUAUGCACUAAAAGCUCGCCCUCUACGCCGCUACAUUCCCAAAAAUCCCUACCAGUACAAGUUCUGGUAUGUGGUCAACUCCACCGGCUUUGAGUACGUCAUGUUUGUCCUGAUCAUCCUCAACACGCUGUGUCUGGCUAUUCAACACCAUGGCCAGUCCCAUCUGUUUAACUAUGCCAUGGACAUCCUCAACAUGGUCUUCACAGGAGUUUUCACUGUGGAGAUGAUCCUAAAGCUCAUUGCCUUCAAACCCAGAGGCUAUGUUGGGGACGCCUGGAACGUCUUCGAUGCUCUAGUGGUGAUCGGCAGUGUAGUCGACAUCAUACUCAGCCAGAACUAUUUUGCUGAUGCAUGGAACACGUUUGACGCCUUAAUUGUUGUGGGUAGCGUGGUUGACAUUGCCAUCACUGAGAUCAAUUCGGCAGCCAUCCCUGUUGUCAAGGUGAUAGAGGAUCCAGGGAAUACAGAGGACAGUGCUCGCAUCUCCAUCACCUUCUUCCGCCUGUUCAGGGUGAUGCGGCUGGUCAAACUCCUGAGCAGAGGGGAGGGAAUCAGGACUCUGCUGUGGACCUUCAUCAAGUCUUUCCAGGCUCUUCCCUAUGUUGCCCUCUUGAUAGCUAUGCUGUUCUUCAUCUAUGCUGUAAUCGGGAUGCAGGUGUUUGGAAAAAUAGCAAUGGUGGACGGAACCCAUAUCAACCGCAACAACAAUUUCCAAACCUUUCCUCAAGCGGUUCUGAUGCUGUUCAGGUGUGCCACGGGGGAGGCGUGGCAGGAGAUCAUGCUGGCCUGUUUGCCAGGGAAGCUGUGCGACUCAGAGUCAGACUACAACCCGGGAGAGGAGAAAACCUGCGGCAGCAACUUUGCUAUAAUUUACUUUAUCAGCUUUUAUAUGCUCUGCGCUUUCCUGAUCAUCAACCUGUUUGUUGCUGUCAUUAUGGAUAACUUUGAUUACCUGACUCGUGAUUGGUCCAUUCUUGGCCCUCACCACCUGGAUGAGUUUAAAAGGAUAUGGUCUGAAUAUGAUCCUGAAGCCAAGGGCAGGAUAAAACAUCUGGAUGUGGUCACACUGUUGAGGAGGAUCCAGCCUCCGUUGGGCUUUGGCAAGCUCUGCCCUCACAGAGUCGCCUGUAAGCGACUAGUGGCAAUGAACAUGCCCCUCAACAGUGAUGGGACCGUAAUGUUUAAUGCCACCUUGUUUGCUUUAGUCCGCACCGCUCUUAAGAUCAAGACUGAUGGUAACUUGGAGCAAGCCAAUGAGGAGCUGAGAGCUGUAAUCAAGAAAAUCUGGAAGAGGACCAGCAUGAAGCUGUUGGAUCAAGUAGUGCCUCCUGCAGGCGAUGACGAGGUAACAGUGGGGAAGUUCUAUGCCACCUUCCUGAUACAGGACUACUUCAGAAAGUUCAAGAGGCGCAAAGAGCAAGGUCUGGUGGGAAGGAGGUCUUGGGAGAACACCACCUUGGCUUUACAGGCUGGCCUGCGGACGCUGCAUGACAUUGGACCAGAAAUUUGCAGAGCCAUAUCAUGUGAUCUACAGGAGGAGGGGCUUGUAGAUGGAACUGGAGAGGAAGAAGAGGAAAUAUUUCGGCGCAACGGUGGCCUUUUUGGGAAUCACGUUAACCACGUUGGUAUGGAUUACGGCCAACCCACUACUGUCACGCAGCGCCCCCUACAGAUCCUACCCGUCUACUGCACUCCUUCCAUCGCGCCCACUCAGAUAUGCAGGAGGGCCAGCAGCAGCGACAAGGAAGGAGAGAUGGAGACGAACUCCUCCCCCAUCCACUGUAAUCAUCAUCAUCAUCAUUCCCCUCAUCUGUAUGAUUACUGUAACUCAACCUAUCCUCAGUCUCCAAUACCCUCCAAUGCCAACCUCAACAAUGCCAAUGUGCCCUCGCUUCUCUCAAUGACCUCUGGGAGACAGCAGAAGAGUUUAUUACAGAGAUGUCGUCCGUCUUCAGCAAGAAAUAAAUCAUCAACGACUUACAGCAGGGGAUUGCACAAUAAGCCAUGGAAGUCACACUCCACAAGAACACGCUACUACGAGACCUAUAUUAGGUCAAAAAAUGGUGGAGUACUUCACCCAACCGUUCGACAAGAGGAGCCAGGGGGCAGGGACAGCGAUGAAGAGCGGGCCUCCGGGGAAUACUUCAGUGGGGAGGAGUUUCAUGAAGAUGACAUCAUGCUCACCAAGGAGAGGUUGUCCAAGACAGACCUCCGUGGCGCUGCAGAGGGAGAUUUUGACCCUUUCAGCGAUGACUGUCAGUCUGAAGGUUACUGUGACGAUGACAAACAGCCUAUAUGCCAAGAUGACCGGCGGUCGCCCAGGAGAUGGUUUUUACCCUCCCCUCAAGCCUGCAACACACCAACGUUCAGCUUUGAGUGUCUUCGCAGAAGAACUAGUGUAGAUGAAGCUCCUCCACCAUCUCCAUCAUGCACGGCUCUUCCACUGCACCUGAUGCAGCAACAGGUGAUGGCUGUAGCCGGCCUGGAUUCCUCCAGGAUUGCCCGUCUGUCUCCUACGAGGUCACUACGCUCGUGGGCCACACCUCCCGCGUCCCCCAUCAGCCGUGACUGCUCGCCCUGCUACACCCCACUCAUACAGGUGGACUGGCGGAGUACUGGCAGCGUGGGCAGCCUUCCCGGGGCCAUGAAGAGGAGUUCUUGGUACACCGACGGCCAGGAUGGCCUGCCCAGCCGCAGCCACUCACCGUCACGGCUGCAGCUACCUGCAGAGAACCGCUCACACUUCCUGCAAAAGAGAGGCAGCGCCAACAGUUUGGUGGAAGCUGUGCUGAUCUCUGAAGGUCUGGGGAAAUACGCCAGGGAUCCCAAGUUUGUGACAGCAGCCACACAUGAGAUCGCGGACGCCUGCGAGAUGACCAUCGACGAGAUGGAGAGCGCCGCCAGCAAUCUGCUGAAUGGGAGCAUGGGUAACGGCAACGCGGCUGGGACAGGCGACGCCGGCUCAGAGUCACAGGCCGACACGCACACAAGGGACUACAGCGACGAAGAGCCAUACGUGGUGGUGAAGUGCGAGGAGGACCUAGCGGAUGAGAUGAUAUGCAUCACUUCUCUAUAGCAGCGGUUCACUGCAGAUUAAAUAUAGUCUGAUUAAUGUACAGGACUCUCUCAACAUGCCCUGCAGAAGACAGACAAUUACAAACAGGGGUAAAUGGGA
Fundulus heteroclitus (mummichog) is the source of this 8108-nucleotide messenger RNA. RefSeq names its product calcium channel, voltage-dependent, L type, alpha 1D subunit, b (gene cacna1db). Lineage: Eukaryota; Metazoa; Chordata; Actinopteri; Cyprinodontiformes; Fundulidae. The record is from RefSeq and is a predicted model, not a curated record. Gene Ontology annotation, cellular component: membrane; voltage-gated calcium channel complex. The transcript is spliced from 52 exons. The coding region runs from base 1074 to 8009 and encodes 2311 amino acids. Gene Ontology annotation, molecular function: high voltage-gated calcium channel activity. Gene Ontology annotation, biological process: calcium ion import across plasma membrane.